Caretta caretta (loggerhead turtle) is the source of this 2192-nucleotide messenger RNA. It is a transcript of the gene INO80B, whose product is annotated as INO80 complex subunit B. The record is from RefSeq and is a predicted model, not a curated record. Gene Ontology annotation, biological process: chromatin remodeling. Gene Ontology annotation, cellular component: Ino80 complex. Lineage: Eukaryota; Metazoa; Chordata; Testudines; Cheloniidae.
CCCUUUAGCGGCGGACUGCGCCCCGAACAAAGAUGGCCGCUGGCCACGGGGGAACGGUCUGUGACUGAGCGCUGUGCGGGGCGGAAGCGGAGCCGGGUCCGUCGGGAAUAGCCCUCCCGGGGCUGCCGGCCCGUAGCGGAGCCUGGCCCGAUGAGCAAGGCGUGGCGGCGAGCGGGCGGCAGGAUGGAGGGGGCCGAGGCGGACCAGGACGAGCCCGGCGGGCCCGGCUCCCACAAGAAGAAGCACAAAAAGCACAAGAAGAAGCACAAGAAGAGGCAUCACCACGAGACCGGGGGCACCAGCUUCUCCGCCGAGACCCUGGAGUCCAGCCCCUUGCUCCCCAAGCCCCAGCUCAAGCUCAAAAUCAAGCUGGGGGGGCAGAUCCUGGGCACCAAGAGUGUGCCGACCUUCACAGUGAUCCCCGAGGUGCCGCGCUCGCCUUCCCCCCUGAUGGUCGUGGAUGACGAGGACGAGCCCAUGGAGGGGGUCCCCAUUGAGCAGUAUCGGGCCUGGCUGGAUGAAGACAGUAACCUGGAUCCAUCGCCCCUGCCGGACCUGGACUCGGAGAGCUGCUUCCCUGCCCGCGAGGACGAGGAGGAGGAGCGCUGGCUGGAUGCGCUGGAGAAGGGCGAGCUGGACGACAACGGCGAGCUGAAGAAGGAGGUGGAUGAGUCGCUGCUCACGGCCAGACAGAAAGCUCUCCUGCACAAGCAACAGAGCCAGCCGCUCCUGGAGCUGCCCAUGGGCUACAAGGCGAAGGAGAUGACGGAGGAGAUGCUGGUGAAGCGGGAGGAGCGAGCCCGCAAGCGGCGCCUGCAGGCGGCCAAGAAGGCGGAGGAGAACAAGAACCAGACCAUUGAGCGCCUCACCAAGACCAACAAGGCCAAGGUGAAGACACUGCGGGAGCGCAAGGCCAAGCAGGCCCCGUGCCCCAUGAUCCGCUACUGCAACACCGUGGACCGGAUCACCGUGUCCUUCCCGCCUGGGGUCACGCUGCCCCUGCUGCCCUGCACGCUGCCACCCGUGCCCGCACCCACCACCUGUGGGGUCAGCGGCUGCCCCAACCGCAAGCGUUACUCCUGCUCACGCACCGGCGUGCCCCUCUGCAGCUUUGCCUGCUACCAGAAGAACCUGCAGCUGCAGGAGGCAGUCGGCUAGGGCUCCAGGCGCUGACCCUUGCUGCCGGGCUCAACCUCUUCGAGGGCAUGGCUGAAGAUCCCUGUGUCCCUCUAGGGAGGCCCAGGGGGGAUAUUCGCUCUCCAUGAGCUCAGGAUGCAGCUGCUACCCUUUGACUAUGAGCUGAGGACCCUGGCAUCUGGGACCCCUACUAGGACUAGCUCAUUCCCUGAAAGCUGAGUCAUGUCUGAGCCCAGAGUCGCCGCAGGGAUGGGCCUGUCUGCCCCAGGCCAGCCUGGGGGCCCCAGUGCAGCUUAGGCUCCAUGCAGCCUGGCCUCCCCGUGUCUCUCCCACCUGCCCUGGUGACUGGGAGGGGUGUGGAACGGCAUGAGCUGGGACUGGGCUCGGCUGCGUGGUGUCACCAGGCCCUGCCACGAGGAGGCAUAUCCCACCCUUCGGUGCCUGCCUGCCGGCAGUGCUGAGCUCUGCUGUGCUUGGGGGAGGGAGGGCUGUGGGUGGUUUCUUCCAGCUGCCAGUGGAAGGACUGACUGGGCCCAUACACCGAGGGGCUGUUUGCUCUGCUCUGCCCAGGUACAGGAGACGUAAAUCAGCCAGCCCCAUUGGCUGGGGAGAAAGUCUCUGGAUGUGCUCAGAGCGCCCCUCCCACCCAGGGCAGGUGUUGUGGGGCCGGGGGAGGCCCUUGGAGAUGUGUGAGUGACAGUAGGAGUACCACCCACGCUGUAACUAUUGAUGCAGGGAGGCAGUCAAGUGGGGUCAAAGCACUUAGCGGAGCUUGUGGGGGACGGGAUGGGAUGUUUCUCCAGGGAGUGGGCUUUGGGCUGCCCCAAGACCGUCAGGGCAUGGCUGCCUGGGCCUGGCUCGCUGUCUCCUCGCUCCAGCUCUCAGGAGCUCAGACCACCAUGUUUGUGCACGGGAAGGUGGGAGCGUGUCUGGUGGGAUGCUGCAGGGCAGACUGGGUGUUGCUCGUCACCCUCCUGCAGGGCCCCUUCAUGCUCUCCUUGGGGCCGGGGGUUUGUUACCUGUAACGUUCAUUAAACCCCACAGUACAGAAGAAA